Lasiodiplodia theobromae is the source of this 1605-nucleotide messenger RNA. Its product is annotated as tpr domain protein. The record is from RefSeq and is a predicted model, not a curated record. Gene Ontology annotation, biological process: protein folding in endoplasmic reticulum. Lineage: Eukaryota; Fungi; Ascomycota; Dothideomycetes; Botryosphaeriales; Botryosphaeriaceae. The transcript is spliced from 2 exons. Gene Ontology annotation, cellular component: endoplasmic reticulum. Gene Ontology annotation, molecular function: misfolded protein binding; protein-folding chaperone binding. The coding region runs from base 1 to 1605 and encodes 534 amino acids.
AUGCUACUUCCACUGCGCGUCCUGGCGGUCGGCGCCGCCUUACCGUUCGCGCUCGCUCUUUCGCCCGCCAGCAUUCCCGCCGACACGCCCGUCUCGGAGCUGAUCGCCUCUGCCAACCAGCAGCUUGCCGCCGGCAACGCGCAGGAUGCCUUGACCUUUUUCGAUGCCGCUGUCGCUCGAGACCCUAAGAACUACCUUACCAUAUUCAAGCGCGGCGCCACUUAUCUUUCCCUCGGCAAGAACAACCAAGCCCAGCAGGACUUCGACAAGGUCCUCGCUAUAAAGCCCGACUUCGAGGGCGCCCUGAUUCAGCGCGCAAAGCUAAAGAGUCGCCAUGGCGACUGGGAUGCCGCGCGGAAAGACUUCGAGGCUGCGGGCAAGAAGGGGGGCCAUGAAAUCGCGGAAUUGGACGAGGCCCAGGGCGCCGCGACUCUGGCGGCCGAAGCGGAGAAGCAGGGCGACUGGGAUGGCUGCAUAACAAAUGCCGGUGUCGCUGUCAUGGUCGCAGGCGGUAACCUCGAACUGCGCAAGUUGAGAGCGAGGUGCCGGUUCGAGAAAGGCGAAGUCGCGGAGGGUGUCAACGACCUGCAGCAUGUGCUGCAGAUCAACUCAGGGUCUAUCGAGCCCCACCUCCAGAGUUCGGCCAUGACGUUUUACUCCCUGGGCGAGACCGAUAAGGGUUUGGCGCAUAUCCGCAAGUGUCUUCAGUCAGACCCUGAUUCCAAGGCUUGCAUGAAGCUCAUGAAGCGCGAGAAGGCAUUAGACAAGCAACUCAAAAAGGCAAAGGGCCUGAUGGAGAAGAGGCAGUAUGCCAGCGCAGUCAAGCUUCUGAUCAAGUCGAGCGAAAGCGCAGGUCUUCUCGAGGACGUGAAGGAGGAUGUGCAGAAGUACAAAGAGGAGGGGUAUAUCCACAGCAAAACUCCGGAUGGACUCUACACUAGCCUCGUUGAGAUGGUCUGCGAGGCUUAUGUUGAGAUGAACAACAAGAAGCGCGCGGAGACGUACUGCGCGGAAGCAGUGAAACUCAACCCCGACAAUCUUCAUGGUCUCAUCCUUGACGCAGAACGCAAAAUCGACGCAGAUGAGUUUGAACCGGCCAUUCACGUUUUGAACGAUGCCAAGGAGAAGGCCAAGGAGCAAGGAAACCAGCAACUACAACGCAAGAUCCAAGAGCUCCAGCAAAAGGCGCAUAAUCUUCUGAAGCGGUCGAAGCAGAAGGACUACUACAAGGUUCUGGGCGUCUCAAGAGAUGCGGACGAAAGAGAGAUCAAGCGCGCAUACCGCAAACUUACCAAGGAAUACCACCCCGACAAGGCAUCACAGAAAGGCAUUACGGCAGAAGAGGCGCAGAAGAAGAUGGCGGCGAUCAAUGAGGCUUAUGAAGUGCUCAGCGAUCCAGAGCUCAAGGCGCGGUUCGACAACGGUGACGACCCCAACGAUCACGAGGGGCAGUCAAACCCGUUCCAGGGCUCGCCAUUUGGCGGUCCUGGUGGACAGCAGUUUUUCAUGCGUCAAGGGCCAGGAGGCUCGUUCAAGUUCCAUGCGGGUGGUGGUGGAUUUGGCGGAGGAUUUGGCGGAGGCUUCCCCGGUGGAUUCCAGUUUUAG